UCGCCACUCAGCUGAUGCCUCUGGUGUUGUUGGGAGGCAUUGUUUGUUGACACCACUGUGAGGGCUGGUCCCCACUCCUCCUCUCACCUCUGCCACGCCGGGGUAUGGCUCCCCACUGAGCUGGGAACAUGCUCAAGGGAAGGGGAUGGUUUGGAGGAGGGCUAUGGAAGAGCAAGAACCCCCACUCGCUGGAACAUCUCAGGUACCUGUACAAUGUGCUCAGUAAAAACCAGGUUGUGCAGGAGAGUAACCGCGGCCUUCUGGUGGAGAAUCUCCGCUCCAUCGCAGAAAUACUCAUCUGGGGUGACCAGAAUGAUUCCUCAGUGUUUGAUUUCUUCUUGGAGAAGAAUAUGCUGUCUUUCUUUCUUCGUAUCAUGAAACAGAAAUGUGGAAGCUAUGUAUGUGUACAACUGCUUCAGACUCUGAAUAUUCUUUUUGAAAACAUUCGGAAUGAAACUUCACUGUAUUAUCUGCUGUCCAAUAACCACGUCAACUCUAUUAUCGUCCACAAGUUUGACUUCAGUGAUGAAGAGGUCAUGGCUUACUACAUAUCCUUCCUCAAGACCUUAUCACUUAAGCUCAAUGUCCAUACAAUUCACUUUUUCUAUAACGAGCACACAAAUGAUUUUCCUUUGUAUACUGAGGCAAUCAAGUUUUUUAAUCAUCCGGAGAGCAUGGUGCGGAUUGCUGUCCGAACACUAACACUCAAUGUAUAUCGGGUCAAUGACCAAUCAAUGCUCCAAUUUAUACGUGAUCGAACUGCAGCUCCAUACUUCUCCAACCUUGUUUGGUUUAUAGGCAAUCAUAUACUAGAACUGGAGAACUGUGUACGCAGUGAUGUUGAUCACAACAGUCGAAGUCGUCUGGCAGAUUUAGUUGCAGAGCACCUAGAUCAUCUCCACUAUCUGAAUGAUAUACUGAAGCUGGAUAUAAAGACUCUUAAUGCUGUGCUAGCUGAUCACCUGUUGAACAGGCUCCUCGUUCCUCUACUUGUGUACUCCCUCAAUCCUUCUCCAGACAAGGAUGAGAGACCAAGAGUAAGCAGUGUGGUGUCCCUGUUUCUGUUGGCUCAAGUAUUCCUCAUAGUGUCACAUGCUCCGCUGGUGAGAGCACUUGCCAAAAUUAUCUUCCAUGCAGAUAACUCAAUAUUUUCUGAGGACACAAUUAUUUUACAGUCAUUUCAGGGUCAGCGUCUGGUGCGUAGAGGCUUCGUUGCUCCUGAAGAACCCUUGGAAAAGUCAUUACAAGCAAGAACAUCAAGUGGCUCUGGGAGUAGCUCUUCACACAGUCCAAGUAACAGUUUAUCAAGAGGGGAAGCCAGUAGCAGCAAGGGGGGCUUGGCAGAGGAGGCAACAUUUAGUAGUUGUGGGUCGUCUGUGGACCAGGAGGCAGAGGAGGCUGUACUCUGUCGAGAGUUGCGGAUAUCAACACCUGCUGCAGAUAUAAUGGCCAGCAUUGGCAUUUCUGACUUGGAAGCGACCCACGUUAACAUCACUGACGAGGAAAAGGAGCAGCUCAGAGCUUCAGAUCAUUCUGGCAGAGGAAAUAUGAUGGAUAUUGGGAUAACAGAAGGCACUCUAGCCUCCCGACCAUUCCUUCAGUCUACUAUUGCAUCGCUCGACUGCUCAGAGGAUGAUUAUGCAUCUCUAUUUGCAUUGUGCCUCCUAUACGCUCUUGGUCAUAAUCAAGGUAUAAACCAAGAACUGCUAGAUCUUGUGGUGGGACGUGGUGACACCUCGGACGCAAGAUCUCUGUACAAUGCUCUCCUGGUGGACAAAAUGCUUGAAAUAAUCACUCUGAGUUGUCAAUAUAAUUCACGGGUGCGUGUGGCUACUCUCGAAAUGGCCAUCUUGGUGCUAAAGCAGUUAAUUGGUGUUGGGUCGAGCAGUCGCAGAAAACACACAAGCUGUCUUCGUGACCACCACUUGGCAUCACUAGAAGGUGCCCGGGAAGAGGCCACACUUAUGCUCAGAAAUUUUUACAAAAGUGAAGAAAUUUUCCUGGACAUGUUCGAGGAUGAGUGGCACGAGAUGCACCGGAAGCCCUUGAAUGUGGAGUACCUGCUUCAGGAUGCAUCGGUGCUGCUGCCCCCAGCAGGCACGCCGCUCACUGGCAUAGACUUCAAUAAAAGAUUGCCCUGUGGAGAGGUGUUUGUACAAAAUGUUCUUUUAGAUAACAGUGACCUGAUAGCAUGUGUGGUUAUUCCUCGGGAUGGACAACGCACAAAACGCUUCUUGGUCAUUGAUGUCAUUCAGCUGAUCCUCGUAGAACCAGAUUUGAGAAGACUAGGUUGGGGAGUUGCAAAAUUUGUUGGCUUUUUACAGGACUUGGAAGUGAAUGGAGACAAAGAUGAUUCUCGAGUGCUUCAUUUAACAAUCCAUCGGCCGUCAGCAUCUUCAGGGGCGACUGGCAGGCCAACCACUCCUCUCUUGGCAGCAAAAUUUAUAUUUGAUGAUCAUAUACGAUGUAUGGCUGCUAAGCAAAGAUUAACGAAAGGAAGAAUGAAAGCACGACAAAGAAAGUUGCAUCAGAUAGCUCGGUUAUUAGAGCUGCCAGGCCAUCUACAGCCUUGCCCGUCACCGCCAGCACAUGCUCUUCACACGAUGCGACAAGAAGCCCACAGACGAGGAUUGAGUCGUGCUGUUGCUGCAGAUGGACGCGGUCGCAGUCAAUCUCACCGCCCAAUGUUUAAUGUUACUCGUGUGCCAGGCUUUGCUUUGAAGCGAGAAGGUGGAGCAAAUCAGCAAACUGCGGAUGCAGUAGAUGAACAUGCAAGCAGUUGUGCAGGACGAUCUGAAUCGCAAAGUCCAAAUCAUAGUGGUCAUCAGAGUAGUAGACAGCCACCAACCAGUCAUGAAAGAGGCUCUCGUUCUAGUUCUCGACCCCGACCACGAAGUGAAGAAAUCCCAUUGGAAGAUAUGAUGGCAUCCGGUGAUAUCCCCCAGACCUCACCAUCUAUGCCAAAGGUGAAUGUAGAGAGUACUAGCUCCCCUCAGAGCAGCAACAGCAGUAGCUGUUCUAGUACAGCAGCAGAAACCACUGCAGUAGAAAGAGGCAUCUCUGGAAACCUUGAGUUACCUACAAGGCCUAGCAACACGAGUCCUGGAACAGACGAGGGAAUGUGGCCUCGAGCAUCGCUGGUAGGGACUCCCGAGUUGUCUCCAGGCCCUACGCAUCUCCUACCGCCUCUUACGCAUGUUCUUCCUCCACUGCUCCUGCCAGCUACUAGUGAUUCUAGUGUCUUCCCUGUAGAAAAUGAUGGAAACAGUCUGCUAACAACUCCGCACACAAACGUUUCACCUCACUUAGUGGCUUGCCCACCUCAGAUGGAUGAGAAAGAAACUUCCUUUACAGCAAAACCUCCCCUUAGCAGAACUACUAUUAGUUAUGAUGUUUUUGAGCCAUACACAAAUGGCAGUGUCACUCUUGAUAGUUUAAAACAAGACAGUCCAAGAAAUAGUGUUGGUUCGGCGGAUUUUAGCCCCAUACGGAGAAGUAGAAUUAAAGGAAAUGUGGAAACUGUGUAAUAUUUAAGUUAGUGUUUCAGUGUACAGUACUUAAUAUAAUAAUUUUUAAUAUAUUUUUCUGUUAUGCCUUAUCUGUUACUUUAUCUUUUAUAAUAAGAAUUAUCAGAGGAAAACAAAUAAUGAUUGACUGAUUUUAAUAUAAUUUUUCCCUAUUUUAAAAAAAUAGAAAAAUAUUUGUGUAAAUUAAGUACUGUUGAAGCAUAAAGUAUAAUUUAUUGUUAGUAAAAAGACUUCACAUUAUGGAAUAACUGCAAAUGUCUCUAAUGCACUUUCUUAGAUUUGAAAUACUGUACAAUGUAUUGAAAGUGUUGGAGAUGGUCUUGAGAAGCUUCUACAUGAGGAUAAUUGUCAAGGAAGCGGAGCUCCUCAAGUGAGCAAGGUGCUAAAGUUAGACGGUAGACUGGCAUUAGUUUGCAAAUAAGCUUUUAUAUAAUAAAUACAGUAUUGUUUUGAAAAAGUAAUUUUUUUGCAUAUUGUGUAUACAACAAUAGGUUCACCAUUUUAUGAUCUGCCCAUAUGGCAAUAUUUUGACUGUAAUAUCACUUUCACAAGAAAGGUCGUGUAAUUUGAUUUGACAGUUCAUCAUUAUAAAAAAUACAGUAUUACAAUAAGAUAGUUCAGAGAAGACAGACGUGAUAACGACGUAUAUCAAGAGUUAGUAAUUACAGAGUCGCAUUAUUACCUCAAACUUCAGUGGGUUUACUGUAUAUUAGCAUAAACACUCAAAUUAAAUGGCGAUUCAUAUUGGCUUUAUUAGUUUAAGGUAUAUCUGCAGUGCAGCUUGUGGGGUCAAAUAUUUUGUGAUAUUUAGAGCUGUUACAAUUGUACAUCUAUUGUUAUUAUGUGGGGGGUCUCUUCUUAAGAGAGCUGUAAAUAUGAUUUUCUGUUGACUUUAUAAGAAAGGCUCUAUACAAUAUGAUGCAUACUA
Procambarus clarkii (red swamp crayfish) is the source of this 4455-nucleotide messenger RNA. The record is from RefSeq and is a predicted model, not a curated record. Lineage: Eukaryota; Metazoa; Arthropoda; Malacostraca; Decapoda; Cambaridae.